Molecule: messenger RNA, 1919 nt
Organism: Ostrinia furnacalis (Asian corn borer)
Lineage: Eukaryota; Metazoa; Arthropoda; Insecta; Lepidoptera; Crambidae
Exons: 2
Coding region: 180-713 (177 amino acids)
Source: RefSeq, a predicted model, not a curated record
GCUUGGCCUUACUUAAGUGCAAAAACCGUGAAGUUAAGUCAACUGACCGCUAAUUCCUUAUAACCCGUCCAGCUGUAUCUUAACAAGCACAUUUUUAUCAUUCAAUCAUAGCUAUAUAAACAAAUUUUGUUUACCUACUGUCCGCCUAUUAGUGUGUGUGAAUUAAGGAAAUAAUUAUCAUGGUGGGAUUAAUCAUCGCGUUGUGUUUGCUGCCAGUGAGGAGGAUAGUGGGGCAGAGCACAGUCGUGUCCAUUCUAAGCUCGAAAGCGGUACCUUCACAACAGCUAGAGGCCGCCCCUGAAUGCACUACAUUCAAAACUCCUGAGUUGCCGCCGAAACUUUCAACUAACAUCCACAUGACCAGUCACGAUCGUGAAGGCAAGUUAAACCGUCCAUCGCUGUCUACAACAGAGCGACCGCCACUUUUUGUAUCGCACGCAACACCGGAUAGAAUGGCAGCACAGCCUUGCAACAAUAGUCAGAAUGUCACGAAUGACGCGGAUAAAAUGGUUUUCAAGGAAGAUGAUGAAGAAAACCAGGUGAAGUUCACCAGUCCUCCACCAAGACAUACCACCGAUGGACCCAUUAUUCCAGCUGCAACAGCAUCGCUCAACACCACUCAAGUGGAGCUGGAUGAGCGCUCAUCGUUCGACGGUGAUCAGUGCCCCACAGGAUAUGUUAGAGUGAACGGAAAAUGUGUGGAAAAAGAUUAAACGUGUUUUAUCAUUAACUUUGAUUUUAUUUAAGUUUAAAUGUUAUUGGAAUGUUAAGAGGAGAAACUGUUUGAGACUUAAGUAUUUUGAAAUAUAACAAAUCAACCAACAGGCAAGAAGAGAUUCAAGCGUGGGGUUAGUUAAUAUGGAAGCUAGUUUGGAUCAAGUACUUAUUCGGUUUGUAGGGAAAUAUACAGACUUACUUCAGAAAAAAGUUCUAAAAGAACAAAGAAAAAAGUAUAUUUUGGUUUGGUGUCUAGCUGUUAACAUACCUAAUCAGCUAAUAAAAAAAGUUUGUUAUGAGAAUCUUGGACAUAACAAAACUGCGACUGCAUCUUGUUAUACCUACCUUGUAAAAUUAAAUAAUUGUAGUACACUUCAAUAAUUAUUGUCGCUGCUACGACACUAUAUUAAUUAGACAAAUUUUUUAUCUCGGUGAACACAUUUCCCAGCAAUUUUGACCAAACCAGUGGGACAUUUGUUCCCAUUAAAGUUGUCAGUUAGUCUUCUGUAAUUUUCUCUACUCGGAUACUUUUCGGAUUCUUCGCCAAUAACGGGCCCCGCAAUCAAGAAGAUACACAACAAUGUUACUUUGAAGCUGGACAUAAUUAAUUCUCUCAAUAAUAGCGUAUAAUAUUUUAUUACCUCCAAUCCAAGUAGGGGAAUAAGGAGUAGACGCUCUUUACGUUUUCCUUAAAUACUUUACUGUUGAUACAUCCUUUUGUUUUGAUUAAAAAUUUCAUGUGCGAAAUUGUAAAAAAUUGUCACUUAACCUUUUGGUUAAUUAUUUUCGUAUUUCAGCUAUAGGUAUUCACAAUUUUAAAUUGAUUAUGUUUAGUUUAUGAACCUCGAAACGGAACAAAUGUAGGUUAGUGACCCAAUAUUGUGUUAUAAAUGUUUAAAAAUACAACAUAUACCACUUGAGUAUUGUUCGUUAAACAAAAGCGAUCACACCUGAAUAAUUGGAAAAUACAACUGCCUCGACAUUUCAAGACAUGAACAGUCUAAAAAUUAUUGUUGUAAAAUGUUUGUGCAUACUUUUGAUUUUGGGUCUAGCUUAUUGUGACGAUGAUUUUGAUGAACAUGAAUAUUUCAAUAGCAUUAUUAAGAAUUUCGGUGUUCCCGUCCCACCCGUUUCACCAGAUUCCACUGAAGACGUGGAUUGAAAGCUACUAGAAGAAGCGCGAAAUAAAGUUUGUUCUGCAA